Callorhinchus milii (elephant shark) is the source of this 1564-nucleotide messenger RNA. It is a transcript of the gene foxf1, whose product is annotated as forkhead box F1. The record is from RefSeq and is a predicted model, not a curated record. The coding region runs from base 83 to 1225 and encodes 380 amino acids. Gene Ontology annotation, cellular component: nucleus. Gene Ontology annotation, molecular function: RNA polymerase II cis-regulatory region sequence-specific DNA binding; DNA-binding transcription factor activity, RNA polymerase II-specific. The transcript is spliced from 2 exons. NCBI's taxonomy places the organism in Eukaryota, Metazoa, Chordata, Chondrichthyes, Chimaeriformes, Callorhinchidae. Gene Ontology annotation, biological process: animal organ morphogenesis; regulation of transcription by RNA polymerase II.
GUGUGUGUGUGUGUGCGUGUGUGUGUGUGUGUGUCUGUCUGUGCCACCUCCCCGACUUCUCCUACCCCCCCCCGUUUACUAAAUGACGGCAGAAAUCCAACAGCCCCCGUCUCAGAACGCGGCUCAGAGCAGUCCCAUGUCUGCGGGCACUGAGAAGGCUCACAAUCAGAGCUCUGUGAUGGAAACGGCCAACUCCACCGCCAAAACUAAGAAAACAAACGCCGGGAUAAGGCGUCCGGAGAAACCUCCUUAUUCCUACAUCGCCCUGAUCGUCAUGGCCAUCCAGAACUCCCCGUCCAAGCGGCUGACCCUCAGCGAGAUCUACCAGUUCCUCCAGAGCCGCUUCCCCUUCUUCAGGGGCUCGUACCAGGGCUGGAAGAACUCCGUGCGCCACAACCUCUCCCUCAACGAGUGUUUCAUCAAACUGCCCAAAGGGCUGGGCCGGCCGGGCAAAGGCCACUACUGGACCAUCGACCCGGCCAGCGAGUUCAUGUUCGAGGAGGGAUCCUUCAGGCGCCGACCCAGGGGUUUCCGCAGGAAAUGCCAAGCCCUGAAGCCCAUGUACAGUAUGAUGAACGGAUUGGGCUUCAACCACAUCCCGGAGACCUACAACUUCCAAAGCUCCAGAGGUCCCAUGGCGUGUCCGCCGAACGGCCUGUCCCUGGACAGCGGCCUGAGCAUGAUGAACGCGCACUUGCCCAACAACCUGGACGGGAUGGGGCUGCAGGCGCACUCCGUGUCUCACCUCUCCGCCAACAACGGCCACUCCUACAUGUCCAGUUGCACGGGUUCCUCCGCCGGGGACUACGGGAACCACGCCGACGGCUCGGUGCCCGCCUCCCCCUUGUUGCCCAGCGGCGGGGUGAUGGAGCCGCACUCUAUGUACUCUACCCCGACCUCGGCUUGGGCUCAGCCCGCCUCGGCGCUCAACAACGGGACCUCUUAUAUCAAACAGCAGCCCCUGUCGCCCUGCAACCCGACCAACCUCGCGUCCAACCUGCCCGCGCACUCGCUGGAUCAGCCCUACUUACACCAGAACAGCCACAACGCGGCGGAUAUACAAGGAAUCGCCAGAUACCAUUCGCAGUCCCCGAACAUGUGCGAUAGGAAGGAAUUCGUCUUCUCUUUCAACGCCAUGACAUCUCCCCCGAUGCAUUCAUCAACUAAUGGAUCUUACUACCAUCAGCAAGUGAGUUACCAAGACAUCAAGCCUUGUGUAAUGUGACAAUGACAGAGGAAGGACCCGGUGGGGGCUCUGACAACUCACUCACUCCCCAUCAGCAUUGCACUGCAAGUCGCCCUUCAACGUUGGCACAACGAUGGUUUCCAGGUCCAUAUCCAAUUACCUUUUGGACCCUUCUUAUUCAAUGAAAUAAGCGGGACCCGGGAUUUUAACGGAGAGAGAGAGAGAGAGAGAGAGAGAAAGAAAAGAAAGACAAGAAAUUGUGAAGGCACUUUCAAGGGAUGCGAAAAUCUAAUAAGGUCCUAUUUAUUCCAAUCGUUAGCUAACCAUCAGCCGCAUAAAGGAACUUAACAUUGUGUGUGUGUGUGUGUGUGUGUGUGU